Cynara cardunculus var. scolymus (artichoke) is the source of this 2106-nucleotide messenger RNA. RefSeq names its product ABC transporter G family member 25. NCBI's taxonomy places the organism in Eukaryota, Viridiplantae, Streptophyta, Magnoliopsida, Asterales, Asteraceae. Gene Ontology annotation, cellular component: membrane. The transcript is spliced from 3 exons. The coding region runs from base 33 to 1907 and encodes 624 amino acids. The record is from RefSeq and is a predicted model, not a curated record. Gene Ontology annotation, molecular function: ABC-type transporter activity; ATP hydrolysis activity; ATP binding.
CUAUUGCUACUACUCAUCCACCCAAACAUGACAUGUCGUCCUCUUCCACCUUUCCCAUCCAUCUCAAGUUCAUUGACAUCUGUUACAAAGUGAAGAUAGAAAAGAACAGUAGCCACAAUUUUUUUGGAACCAUGUUGGGUGGAACUGAUGAUCAUUCCAUGACCCAAGAGCGGACCAUCUUGAAUGAAAUCACCGGAAUGGUGCACCCUGGCGAGCUGCUAGCCGUUCUGGGGCCAUCGGGGAGUGGGAAGUCCACCCUUCUCAACGCACUCGCCGGCAGACUUCCCGGCCUCUACUUCACCGGAUCAGUGCUUGCUAAUGACCGGAAGCUGACAAAAGCAGUACUCCGACGAACUGGUUUUGUGACCCAAGAUGAUGUACUCUACCCCCACCUUACCGUCCGUGAAACGUUAAUCUUCUGCGCCCUCCUCCGCCUCCCCAACAGUCUAACCCGCCGGGAGAAGACGGCUGUGGCGGAUUCCGUGAUCGCCGAGCUGGGGUUAUCGAAAUGCGAGAAUACCAUCAUUGGGAAUACAUUCAUCCGGGGGGUUUCCGGCGGGGAACGUAAGCGUGUGAGCAUCGGACACGAGAUGCUGGUAAACCCAAGCCUGUUGAUACUGGACGAACCAACCUCAGGUCUGGACUCGACGGCGGCUCACCGGCUGGUCUCCACCCUGAGUGGGUUGGCACGCCAGAAAGGAAAGACGGUGGUGACGUCUGUUCACCAGCCGUCGAGCAGGGUGUUCCAGAUGUUCGAUACGGUGCUGGUGUUGUCGGAAGGAAGGUGCAUUUACUUCGGAAAGGGAUCGGAAACGAUGAAGUACUUUGAGUCUAUUGAUUUCAGGCCAGCUUUUCCGAUGAAUCCAGCCGAUUUCCUGCUUGAUCUUGCAAACGGUGUGUGGCAACAUGACGGGAUAACUGACAAAGAGAGGCCGAACAUAAAACAAACGUUGACAUCUUCGUACAACGAGUUGCUGGCAUCAGAAGUAAAGGACGCGUGUUUAGAUAAAACGUUGAGAGAUCAGCAUAUGCCCGUUGCGAAUCUCGAGCCUAAAGAGUACACAAAUAAAUGCGUAAACAGUAUCAACACCUGGUUUAUUCAGUUCACCAUUCUCAUCCAAAGAAGCCUCAAGGAACGAAAGCACGAGACCUUCAAUCCGCUUCGAGUUUUCCAAGUAAUCGCAGCCUCAUUGUUAGCCGGUUUUAUGUGGUGGCAUUCAGAUUUUAGGGACAUCCAAGAUCGUCUUGGCCUCUUGUUCUUCAUUUCCAUCUUUUGGGGUGUCUAUCCUUCGUUCAACGCAGUGUUUGCAUUCCCUCAAGAUCGGGCCGUUUUCAUGAAAGAAAGAGCCUCUGGCAUGUACACCCUCUCUUCGUAUUUUAUGGCCAGAAUAGUCGGAGAUGCACCCAUGGAACUCAUUCUGCCUACGUUAUUUCUCUCGAUUACUUACUGGAUGUGUGGGCUAAAGCCUGAAGUGGGUGCCUUUCUUUUUACCUUAUUGAUCUUGCUAGCAUACGUUCUCGUGUCCCAAGGACUCGGCUUUGCCAUUGGUGCGAUCAUAAUGGAUGCUAAACAAGCGUCAACAGUCGUAACUGUGACCAUGCUUGCAUUCGUGCUAACCGGAGGGUAUUACGUGCAUAAGGUGCCUGCUUUCAUGGUUUGGAUGAAAUACAUUUCAUCUACAUUUUACAGUUACAGGCUACUGAUCCAUGUUCAAUAUGGGCAUGGAAGGGAAAUCUGGUAUUUGUUGGGAUGUUUUCACUAUGGUGAUAAACAUGCAAGCUGCAGAUUCAUUGAAGAAGAUAUUGCAGGUCAAAUAUCGACCGUUUCAUGCAUCGGCAUUUUGGUCAUCAUGUUCUUCGGUUAUAGAUUAUUGGCGUAUCUUGCGCUUAGGCGAAUCAAGGCUUGAGCCAUUUUUCGUUCUUACGAGCUGUAACCAUGUUUAAUUUCUGAUGGCCGAUAUCGAUAUCGGCCAAACGUAUGGUAGAAGGAAACACACAACGAUGGUGUGGUUUAACGAAUUCAAGGAAGCAUACUUGAAUAAAUGUAAAGAAACCCAUCUCAUCUUCACUUUCUUUCUUUUAUGAUGACAGAAAUAAUUGAUUUUU